This is a messenger RNA of Acaulospora morrowiae, 145 nucleotides long. The record is from the annotation of a GenBank genome assembly. Lineage: Eukaryota; Fungi; Glomeromycota; Glomeromycetes; Diversisporales; Acaulosporaceae.
AGAUGAUGACAUCGGGAAACGAGCACAAAUGAUGUUAAAUUUUUGGAAAGACUGUAGUAAGUCGGACGUGUGGAAUGACGUUUAUCAAGCAAUAGAGGACUUAGAUUACGACAAAUUAAUUCAAGAACUCGAAAGAUUUUUUUGA